This is a messenger RNA of Plasmopara halstedii, 789 nucleotides long. RefSeq lists its product as hypothetical. Gene Ontology annotation, molecular function: hydrolase activity. Bases 1 to 789 code for a protein of 262 amino acids. The record is from RefSeq and is a predicted model, not a curated record. NCBI's taxonomy places the organism in Eukaryota, Oomycota, Peronosporomycetes, Peronosporales, Peronosporaceae. The transcript has 2 exons.
AUGGAAAUCAACUCACGAGCUUUCGAUAUAAUGGACUGGAACAUUUAUGGUUGUGCUCGAAAGAUCGUACCAAAUCUAGAGGUUACAAUCGACGUGUCGUGUCGGUUGUUAAAUCAAGUGCAAAAGCAACUUCAAGGUACUACAGGGAUCAAGGUACAAAUUUUACUCGCAAAUUACCGUAAAUUACCCGAAAAUUCUUUCCCAGCUCCUUUAAAUGACGCCAUGACAAUGUUUAAUUACCUCGUGUACGACGAACAAGUGGUACCAAAGAAUAUUAUUCUCGCAGGUGAUAGUGCCGGUGGUGGCUUGGUACUUGCUACAUUAUUACGUUUACGACAAGCUGAACGAGAGAUGCCAUUGGCAGCACUUUGUAAUUGUCCAUACGCUGAUAUGUCCGCAGAUGUGUCAGUAUCAGAUCAUUGUUUUAUUUCAAAAUCCAUGUUAGAUGCCAUUCGUGACUUUUGUAUUCGGACAACACCACGAGCUUUUUGGUACGAAGGAGUGAUGUUACAAACGGAUUUGAGAGGGUUACCUGCUUUAUUUAUACAAGCAGCAGAAUUUGAUAUUUUGCAUCAUCAAUCGUUACAAUUGGCUGAAAAUGCACGAGCCGAUGGGGUACAAGUGGAAUUGGAUAUUAAUAACCAUAUGCCACAUGUUUUUACACUAUUUCCACAUUUUAUGAUGCCACAAUCAUCGCGUGGAAUUCAAAAUUUUGCUGCUUUUAUUACACACCAAGUGAUGACGCAUCGACUACCUGUGCAAAUACCACAAAUGGCUUGUGCUUUUUAA